Molecule: messenger RNA, 2937 nt
Organism: Talaromyces rugulosus
Lineage: Eukaryota; Fungi; Ascomycota; Eurotiomycetes; Eurotiales; Trichocomaceae
Exons: 2
Coding region: 1-2937 (978 amino acids)
Biological process (GO): microtubule-based movement
Molecular function (GO): ATP binding; microtubule binding; microtubule motor activity
Source: RefSeq, a predicted model, not a curated record
AUGGCAUCUGCAUUACCUCAGCCGUCGCGUCAAUCAACCAGCACGCCCACAGGCAGCGUGACAUCCCUUUCUUCGACAACCAGACUCAAACCUUUACAACUAGCCUCAGACGCCCGCAGGGUAUCUUCGGCGUCGCCUUCAAAGCUCCGCUCGCCAGCGCGCCCCUCCCUAGGCGGGGGCGUUCAAUCGAACUCUUCCUCCAGCGUAACGUCUUUGCGAUCCACUUCGGCUGCAUUCGCAAGCGGUGGUACCGACAAGGGCCUUCGGAGGACAGUCAGCAUCGCUUCGUUUCCUCAGCCUCCCAAAGCAAACUCCAGGCUAUCAACAGCAUCGGUCGCCAGCUCUACGUCGCAAACUCCGCGGGGUUCUCCUGAUCUCGUCAAGUCGGCCACCGGUACAACAAGGAAGAAAUCCAGACUUAGUUCUGCUACGACGAAUAGCAAUCGCGGCUCCAAAACUUCAUCGCUAAACAAUGGCAUUGAUGGCAAGGCAGUGCAAAACCUGGCAGGAAUUAAGGAUUCUGAAGGCCUAGUCAGCGCUUCCUCACCGCCACAAAGCAGAAGCUCGUCCGCGCAAGGUUCAUAUUCCACUAGCGCAACAACUUUCGACGAUACCGAAGAUGUGGGUGCCGAUAGCACAACUGCUGGGAAAAAGGGCCCGCGACCCAAAGAGGCCAAGGGCAAUGUCCUUGUCAGCGUGCGAGUCCGCCCGGAUAAUGGAGCACACGAAGGCUCUCGAGCUGAUGGUGAAUGGAUGGUAGAUGGCCGAAGGUCGUUGAUCGCCUUCAAAGGGAAGGAAAGUUAUGAUUAUUUCUAUGAUAAUGUUUUCACUACACAUGAUAAUAAUUCCAGAGUUUACGACUCCUCGGCCAAGCGUCUAGUUCGAAGAGUAAUGGAAGGAUAUCACGGAACUGUUUUUGCCUAUGGAAUGACUGGCACUGGAAAGACAUUUUCUAUGCAAGGCACGGCGUCAUCUCCAGGAGUGAUCCCCCUCGCAAUUACCGAUAUCUUCUCUUAUAUCCGUGAGACGCCACAUCGAGAGUUUCUCCUCCGUGUGAGUUAUCUGGAGAUCUAUAAUGAGAGGAUCAACGAUCUUCUCUCGGCCUCUACCGCAACUGGUCCAGGGGCCGCUGCUCCACAGGAAGAGAUUAAACUUCGAGAAGACAGUAAAAGAGGUGUUUAUGCAACACCCUUGAAGGAAGAAAUUGUGCAAAGUCCGACACAGCUUCUUCGUGUGAUUGCCAGGGGUGAUCAUGCAAGAAGGACUGGCAGCACACAAUUCAAUGCACGAAGCUCGCGUAGUCAUGCCGUCGUCCAAAUUGUCGUGGAGAGUCGUGAGCGAGCCCCUGGGGGCACUUCAUCUCAAGACAAGCGAGCUGCUGUCCCCCCUGGAGGUGUCCGAGUUUCUACCCUGAGUCUAAUCGAUUUAGCCGGGUCUGAACGCGCAGCGGAGAAUAAGGAAAGGCGGACAGAAGGAGCACACAUCAAUAAAAGUUUGCUUACUCUAGGUACUGUCAUUGCCAGGUUAUCCGAAAGCAAGGAGAAAGCCGCGAACUCGACAGAUAAGGAAGGCAAGCAUCUGCCGUACCGAGACAGCAAGUUGACCAGGCUACUUCAACCAGCAUUAUCUGGUAACUCCCUUGUCAGCAUUCUCUGUACCAUUCAGACUGGAUCGUCUGGAAGUGCCGCUCCCGCCAAUACUCAUACAAACGAGACAUUGAACACUCUCAAGUUCGCUGCUAGGGCAAAGAAUAAUAUUGUCAGUCAUGCAAAGCGAGCCGAGGAGGCUUUUGGCGGCGGGAAUGGUGAUGCUGGAAGCAGAGUCCUACUUGAGCGUUACCGGGUCGAAAUUCAAACAUUGCGGGCUCAACUUGAGAAUCAAACCAAGGUUCAGGUUGAAAACGAAACAAAGGUCGAAGAAGAGAGAAUAGAAAAAGAACAUGAGGCGCGCCAUGAAGAGCAAAUGCUCGAGAUGCAACUUGCUCGAACUGCCCUCAAAGAGCGAAUCGAGCACCUUAACCGCCUCAUCCUUUCUUCGAAGUCUACCGGUGUCAAUAGCAGCAGCGCAACAGCAGCCUUGGAGAGGUUAUCUCGAGUUUCUGCAAACCUUGAAUCAGGCAGUCGUUCACUUCGUUCGUCGGCAAGUCAGUCCACUCUUGGCGCCAGUUCUUUGCGCAGAACUGUGUCACAAUAUUCUUUGGCUAGCGGAGAUCGCUCAAGCGGGUACCAGCUGCAACGCUCGUCAUUGGUGCCAGAGGAUGAUGACGACACUAUCGGCGAAUAUGGCGAUGGAAAUGCAAGUCUUCAAAUGCAGAUCACGGCCUUGCAAGCCGACCUUUCAGACAAAAAUCGGUACAUAUCCACACUGGAAAGACGCCUGUUGCAGGCCCGACGUUCUAGCCACUCGAGAAUGUCUAUGGGUCUCUCGCAACAUAAGAAUAGCGAAGAUGUGGAUGUCACAGCGGUCUUGCGCGAGAGAGACAUGGAAAUCACUGAGUUGCGCAUUCAGCUUGACGACAAAGACCGCAUGCUCACCGCUCUUCGUUCUGCAGCUCGUCAACGCGACAUUGCACAGAUGCCGAUGGAGGCAGCAGGCUCAGAGAAGCAGGCUAGCCAACGCAACAGCGAGGGCAACGCCAACGUACUUGCAAGUCCACCCGCUACAGGUCCUACCAGCCCUACCAAUCCAGUGUCUCCAAUCAAAGCAUUGGAAAAGGAAAAGGAAAAAGACGGAAAGAGGAAGAGCGCAGACGAGAUGUCUCGAAUGCUGGACGAAAUGAUUCAAGACCGUGUAGAGACCGGUCAUCUGGCCAAGAGUUCUCGAGGCAGUAUACGUGUAUUAAGUGGAACGGCGAAUCGGCGGGAGUCGAUAGGGCCUGUACCACCAGCUCUUGGCCCACGCAGUGCGAUCGCUGAGACCCCGGAGGCUGAUGCUUGA